This is a messenger RNA of Oreochromis aureus, 5689 nucleotides long. Its product is annotated as peroxiredoxin-like 2A. The transcript is spliced from 7 exons. The record is from RefSeq and is a predicted model, not a curated record. NCBI's taxonomy places the organism in Eukaryota, Metazoa, Chordata, Actinopteri, Cichliformes, Cichlidae.
CUGCUGUGGUUGUAGAUUUUUUUUUGUUUGCUUUUGGUUCUUCAUUUAUAAGGAGUCAGAAGUCAAAUGCUUUUCGGUGAUUCAGUUUUAAACCAGAUGGGCUGAACCACAGGAGGGGACGCAUUCACUCAUUCUUUGGCAAUGGAGACAAUGAAAUCUUAGAGUGUGUGUAGUCAGAGCGUCAGACUUUAUCCACCAUGCUGGCUCUGUCCAGAUAUUCCACAGCUUUGAGCUGCAGGCUUGCCCUGCGCUGCUCUGCCCUCUCCGUGAGGGGCUCUAACCCAGGCAGCCAGCCCUCCACCACAGCCAGGCCUCAGUUUCUAAGGACCCAGGCUGCCCCGUUUCACCAAAGUCAAGCCAAAGCCAGUCCAGACCCAAACAAGAUCCAUUCAGUUUUGUCCUCUGCUUCUGGGCUAGAGGGGGAGCUCUUUGAAAUGGGGAUGUGGGCUUUGGGUCUGGGUGCCGUCGGAGCUGCCCUAACCGGGAUCUUCCUGGCCAAUACGGAUCUGUGUCUUACUAAAGCUGCCAAUGCAACGCUGCAGUACCUUGAAGAGGCUGAUCUGCACUCCACCAUGGGUGAUGACAAGGUCAUCAAAGCAAAGAGCCUGUGGGAGACGAAUGGGGCUGUGGUCAUGGCUGUAAGAAGACCUGGAUGAUUUUUGUGCAGAGAGGAGGCCUCUGCGCUGUCCUCUCUGAAGCCCCAGCUGGAAGAGCUCGGGGUCCCUCUGGUUGCUGUUGUGAAAGAGGACAUCGGCACAGAGAUCCGGGACUUCAGACCGCACUUCGCUGGGGACAUCUAUAUAGAUGAACAGAAACGUUUUUACGGCCCAGUGCAGAGAAGGAUGGGAGGCCUGGGGUUCAUUCGCCUGGGAGUGUGGCAGAACUUCAUGCGAGCCUGGAGGUCUGGGUACCAGGGCAACAUGAAUGGAGAGGGCUUCGUUCUCGGAGGGGUGUUUGUCAUCGGACCAGCAGACCAGGGCAUCCUCCUGGAACACCGUGAGAAAGAGUUUGGCGAUAAGGUGGACACGGCCGAUGUUCUAGAGGCUGUUAAAAAAAUUGUACCAGUGAAAUAAUUUUCGUAGCACGCUUUUAUUAGAUCAAAACUAGAAUAGCAAAUUGAAUAUUUUUAACCUCAUGCAGAGUUUCAGUCAAAAUCUACUGAAAUAAUAAUCAUAUUGUUCUGGUAUUUAUGAAGUCUGUGUUGUUUAAUAUCAUAAGAUGCCGCUGACUUUUGCACAUGUAAUUUGCUGUUGGUUAUGAAAAUCUAGCCACCUACAAGCUAGAUUCUUGACACGGGUAUGAAAAUGUUAGGGAAUUAAAAGCAUCACUUCCUUUUAGGUACAGCAGCCAUUUAUUUAAGGUCACUUGAAAAUCAGAUGCUUUAAUCUAAUGGCUGAAUUAGAUUACAUCUGAAUAUAAUUGUGAAACAUUUGAAAUGUUGACUCUGUCUAAAAGUUUAAUUUGCUUCUACUGGUCAAGCUCUCAAACACUCCUUUGACAUAACAAGAGCGUGCGGUCUGUGUGUGAUAAUGACAACUUCACUCUAAACUCUUGGUUGAGGGGAGCAAGUUUGAUGCCCAAACACACACACGCUGCUGCUGUCGUCAUGUUGAGGACUGUUUGUGGUGCCUGAUGCAGGUGUUGCUCGCUUUUGUAUGACUGUGCGUAUGAGAGAGAAUUUUAUGCACCUGCACAUUUGCAUACCAGCUGCAGAAUAGUGAAUAAAGACCUCAUCCAGUAUCUCCAUGUUGCUAUUGUGUUUUUCUUUUUCUUUAAAUGUAAUUUGUAUAUUGGUUAAAACUUGGUCUAAUAAAACAACUUACACAGCUCUUAUGAAAGUUUUCAGAGAACUUUAGUAUUUUUUUUUUGAGUUUUGAACAUUUAAAACUUUAUCCUUGAAAGCACAAAAACAAACCCAAAAAAUUCCUCUGCAUGAUAUCAAUGCUGAUGACUGUAGAUAGUAAUUUCAGUUGGCAAAGAUUUGAACCUGGAUAUCUAAGAUUGGGUUACAUAAGUGCAUAAUUGUAAUAUCAUUUUAGCAAAUAAUAUUUAAAAAUAUUAUUAGAUUUAUGAAAAUGUUCUUGUCAGGAACCUUGGCAUUAUUAAUUACAUCAGUAAGGUCACCAGAGAAACUGGUCCAUGCUUCAUUAAAGCAGGUUAUAUUGUAAUGGUCCAUUUGUGGGACUCUCCAUCAGUACGAUGACUUCAACUGUUUCAAAAUGCAACAGCCAAGAUCCUUAUAGGUACAUGAAAAUAUAACCACAUUACCCCAUUGAAGUGAUAGCAGGAUGAACCCAUGCUACCCAUUCUUGUAAUCUGGCAGGUUAUUUUAACCAUGUCUACAUGAUGAAAUGCACUGAGCUAGCAAAGAUUUACAUUAAACCAGCUGAAUGGUGUACUUAAUAAAGUGGCCAGUGUGUAUAAACACGAGGCAAAGUCCUUUAAAUUGUCCUUGUGGUAGCUCCUAUAUACACACACACACACACACACACGCACGCACGCGUGUAUCUAUAGCUCUCUAUAUUAAUCAGUAGUCAUGCAGAGGAGCUUUUUACCACUAGGUAAGGCAAGCAACUGCUUGGGGCCCCCAGGUCAGUGGGGAUGGACCCAGAGGGCUGCCAAACUUUAGGUUACAGCAGUGGCAAAGUUAGCAGGUACACAGGGAGAGAUGUGAUCACAUAUACUUUGUUUACUCAUCUAACAGAGCAGCCUGAUCAGUCCUGCUCUGCUGACUGUGACGUGACCACAUCAUAGUGUGAAUUUUUUUUUUGAUGGUGUCAGAUUAAAGUUGUGAAUGUUCCAACCACCAAGAUUCAGUGGUUUAAGUUAGGUUAAAUGUUUAUCCUCAUAUCUGAGCUGUUCUGCUGAAAUAUUCACUUAUAUGGUGAUUAUAACCGGUGUUAAAUAUUACUGCAUGAAACAAGCAUGCUUGGGCAUUGAUGUUACACAUUUUAUUCUAUUGCUCAGAUUAAAAUACAUCCCACGUCAAGGAAAUAUACAUUUCAAAACAAUACAAAACAGAGGGAGAAAACACAAAUACUGAUAAGUCUACAUGUAUGUGAGUUGUAUGUAUAUAAAAUAACCAAAACAUUCAUGGAGUGUAGCAUGACAUGACUUUUGCAUGCGUGCCUUCAGUAUGCAAAGUUGUAAAACACUGAAAGAACUCUGUGAUCUAAAAUGUUACUGUCAAUAAAAGCAAUGGCAAAAAAAUGAAUUCCAAAAAUAAAGUGUGUGUUGGAUUUAUUUUACAUCUUCAAACUUGUAGCUUUGUAUUCAAGACAAUGGAUUUGGUGGAGAGGACCACUUGUGUUAAAAUACACAAAAAACAAACUGUUUUUGCACAAGUAUGACAAAAGGUCCAUUUGCUAAAGCUGAAACAAAAACUUUUAAAAAGCUACACACUUCCUCAGUCCUUUACCCGUUUCAUCUUUGGCUGGCUCUACAGGUGUGACAUGAUACGGUGGUAAAACACAGUCACAAGCUGGGACGAUGCAAGUUUCCAAACGUGUCUGAAUGCCGACUCAAACCCCUCAGUUUUGUUCUUAAACGUUUGUGCACCCAAAUGCGAGUAGAAAAGGAGAAAGAUGGGAAAGCUAGCAGACCACAAAUGAUUAAAAAUUAGCAGAUGCGAAGCCACAAUUCAGUCAGCAUUAUCCAGCAUGAUGAAGACUCACAAAUAUCAAUAUACACUUGUAAAAGCUCCUUUAAAACAGCAACACAAAUCCAGUUAAUUCCUACAGCAGCACAGCAAACACAUCACACAGUAGAUGCAGUCAGCAUCGUAACAAAAAGGUCUUCAGUGGCCACUGCAAACACUCCUACAUAUAGACUAUAGUAGUGAUGCCAAGUGUGAAACACUGUCCUGCAGUGCAUGUGAUCGUGUCAGUGUCUAAUUCAAGCAGGGGACUCAAACAGAAGCCUUCUGUUUACAUGGAUGAGAGGAAAGGGAGUGAAGUGUUCAUAUGAAAAGCCAAUUUCUCUCCAAAACAAGAAAGCCAAUAGUUAAAAAUACCACUACGUCCACCUUCAUUUGAGUUUCAAGUAGCAACACUCUCCUAAAGUUUGGUGAAUAAAGCUACUGAAUGUUGGAAUCGCACAUUAACACAAUCACUGUGCAUUGGUGUCUGUACAAAAAGUCCAUUGACAAGAAUACAAAUGCUGUGCGGUUAAUGCCCAACAUCUGUCCACAAGUCCACAACUAUAUCUAAGUGUCUUGAUGGAGAUGAAUUUUGGUGAUCUAUACAAUCUUACUGUGGUCACAUUUUAACCAACAUACACAAAACAUCACUUUAUACUAACACUGAAUCCGAACUGGUAAUUUGCAACAGUGAUAAAUCAAACUAUAGGAACACUCCUCUAAUCUGAUAGCUGAUUGGUCUUGAAGCAGGAGAAGCUCCUAGUCAUUUGCAAUAAAUUACAAUACAUAUACACACACACAAUCCUGUAUCAAGAGGAGAGGACAUUGUUUCCAAGUGCAUAUGUGGGGCCUUCUGAUGCAUUCACUAACAGAGGCAUACAUUUUAAUUAAAAUCUUUAAAAUCCCUCAUACAUGUGCUUCAUAGCUUCUACAUUAUAUGUGCUUUGUACAUAAAUAUAUCCAAGAAAAAUAUAAUUAUUUUUACACCACUAAGACACCAUCAUCACUAUCUAACUACACUGGAGACACUGCGUUUGGAGAGCUUGAUCAACAAUAUGAAUGACUUUUGAUCAAAGACGCUCAAACUCGGCCGGGCUGUCCACAUUAACAAAGCAGCAACAAACACUGUGCACACACAGCUACCAUGACCUAUAACCAGGAGUUUACUAUUUUGACCUGUCACACAACAUUUACCAAUGUCCUUUGGUGCAACAGGACAUCAGUGGCUCUCACGCUUUUGACAAUCAGGCUGUUUUGAUGUCUCCCAGCCCACUUCAGGUCAGGUGCAAACACUAAAAAACCCACAAACUGUGAGUUAGUAUUCACAUAACAGCAGCAAUACAUUUAAGAUCAUUUAAGAUCUUUAUCAACGAGAUCAACAGCAUUUCUUCUUCCUCAUGUACACAGACAAUAUCCUCUUUCCACCGAAUGCCACCACUUAAAAGCACAAUCACCUUCAAGAAGAAAACAAAAAACCCCAGGCUGCCACAGUACAUAUUUACACUGAUGAGAACCACAGUUUGUAGUGUUGACUGAUAUAGGAUGUGCUAUUUGCUGUAUAAAGAUCUUUGCCACAGGUGCUGAGCACCUCAUUACUUUGACUAAGAAUAUGAAGGGCAUAAGUACACUUAGAGGAGAGUAGAAGAAGGUUAGAAGCUGCACUGGGUAACAACAGGCAUGGUACAACAAAACAGGAACUUCAACAGGAGUCGGGCUAUUUAGAGCGACUUAAUAUACAGUUUUCUUGGGGCAACUCGGUUGGUGGCCUCAAGAUUUAACAUAACGGUCAGUGCGAAAUAUAUGACACUGGAAUAUACACUGGAAAGAGUGGUAGCACAAGGCCAGAAAAGACUGUUACAUUCAGAAGAAGUUACACACAUGAUCGAUAAGCAAGAGUCUUCAUUUUAGCUGAAUCAGAAAUGAACCUGAAUGCAACGCAAGAUAUUGUCGGGUCGAGGACAAAUCAGUAACUUCAUGAAUAGCCACCCAAAAGCUCAGCUGUGACCAGCGGAAGACAGAAAACACACCACAAAACAAUAAACUAAAAAAAAA